AUGUCUCACUCGCACGAGGGAUCUGACCCUUACCGAUAUCACAUCUUCCGGAGACCACGACCUCAAUACCAAGAGUAUUUGAUUGUGGACAUUGAACAGCAUCUGUCUGAGACCCUCACAUCGGGUUCCAGGGCUAAAGGGGUGCUAUCUCCAUCCUCUCCUCCUCCAUCCUCUUCUCCUCCAUCCUCCCCCCAGUCCUUUCCUACAUCUAUCUCCUCCUCAGUCCUCUCCUCCAUCUCCCCUCUCUUCAAUCUAUUUCCCCUGGAUCCACAUCCUCAUCCUCUCCCAGUCCAUCUCCUCCUGCUACGGACUGCUACUCCAUCUCCUCCAAUAUCUUCUCCCACCAUCUUCAUCUCAGUCCUCUCCCCUCCCCAACCUCAACUUACUCCCCCUCCAUCCUACCCCAGUCCCCUGCAGCAUCCAUCCCCUCCCACUCCCGUCGCGCCUACUAUCCCCGCUGCAUCUACCACCCUCCAUCCACCCCUCCCUUCAUAUGCCCCCGACCCAGGGCCCAGGAUCUCCCAACCCAAAACCCGAAACAACAAAAGCCCCAUCUCCCACCUUCCUCCCUCCAACCCAUCAAAAAGGGGGCCUCGCGCAAACGUCGAAGACACCGCCCUUCUCCUGCACCCCCAUGCAGCAAAAUGCCAGGCGCUAACCACCCGCCGGCGCUACCAACAUGGAUGA
Messenger RNA from Penicillium paradoxum, 687 nucleotides. RefSeq lists its product as uncharacterized. The record is from RefSeq and is a predicted model, not a curated record. NCBI's taxonomy places the organism in Eukaryota, Fungi, Ascomycota, Eurotiomycetes, Eurotiales, Aspergillaceae. The transcript has a single exon. Bases 1 to 687 code for a protein of 228 amino acids.